AUGGGUUCAUCAGCUUCUAAACCAGAGACUAAAGUCUUCACUCCAUCCACACCAAUUGAUUUCAGUGCAUCAUUUUUGUCUCAGUUGGAAAACUCGUCAGAAGUGAGUAUUUAUCCAUAUAAAAUGGAUUUAAAGUAAAAUACUAACAUUAAUAGUCUGACUAUUCUCGUGCCCAAUACACUGAAAAAUAUAUUCAGGAUAGAGUUGCUGCAGAAUUAAAGAAAUUAGAGCAACAAACAGUCAAAAACUUCCAAUCAGUAACAAAUGAUUCAUUAAUUCAAGACAAUAAGCCGGGAUUAUCAGUCAAUGCAUCAAAUGAAAAGCUCGAAAAAUUAACCAAGAUCUUAGAAGAGAAUGUUAAGUUGGCCAAGGUUGAAGUCAGCAAAGAUGUGCAAGAGGCAAGAGGAGAAGUUAUCAAAUGUUUGAAGGAUAAUAAGGGAAAAAGCUUAAACUGCUGGGAUGAAGUAGAAGCUUUCACAAAAUUAAUUAAAGAAUUAUAG
Debaryomyces tyrocola is the source of this 500-nucleotide messenger RNA. Lineage: Eukaryota; Fungi; Ascomycota; Pichiomycetes; Serinales; Debaryomycetaceae. The record is from the annotation of a GenBank genome assembly.